Messenger RNA from Ceraceosorus guamensis, 458 nucleotides. RefSeq lists its product as hypothetical. The transcript is spliced from 2 exons. Bases 242 to 430 code for a protein of 62 amino acids. NCBI's taxonomy places the organism in Eukaryota, Fungi, Basidiomycota, Exobasidiomycetes, Ceraceosorales, Ceraceosoraceae. The record is from RefSeq and is a predicted model, not a curated record.
CGUGCACGCACAGCCCGCUCCAACUCUCAAUAAGAUUUUGGAGCUCCUUCAUCCUGGAGCUUUCGCCACACUAUGACGCCACCCACACCACCCUAGAUGGACGUCAACCGCACGCAUUCUUCUACACACGACCAUCACUUCAGCAACGCUUCGCAACACUCAUCAGGCCAAUUUGCAUCCAAAACGAGCGAAGUUCUGACCUUCACCAAAGAGCUGAGACUACUUGGGCCCUCAAUCCACCAUGGCGUGCCCCGUCAAUCAUCCAGCAUUCCACGCACUCAUCUUUGUACUGGGCAUCAUAGUCGUGCUCUUUAGACACGUCAAGGGCGCCGAGCUACCAAACGCUUCCUUCAUGCUUGCUGCUGCUGAAGCUACUGCAGGUCGAGCGGGAGGAGAAGCCAUUACGCAAGGUCCCCUGGCGAUGCUGUGACGCUCGCGGAACUUCAUCUCGCCGCUGA